Messenger RNA from Nicotiana attenuata, 608 nucleotides. RefSeq names its product peroxisomal (S)-2-hydroxy-acid oxidase GLO3-like. The record is from RefSeq and is a predicted model, not a curated record. NCBI's taxonomy places the organism in Eukaryota, Viridiplantae, Streptophyta, Magnoliopsida, Solanales, Solanaceae. Gene Ontology annotation, molecular function: oxidoreductase activity.
UUUUGAUUUUACAUGGAUAUGCAAACCCAUGAAGUUACAAUUCUUAGGCAAUCACAUGAAAUCGACAAAAGUAGCUCCACUUGUGGCACGGGCAUGAUAUCAAGUAUUACCCUGUUGAUGCUAGAUCAAAAUACUUACUGUAUAAUAUUAAAAAGACAAACGGAAACUUCCAAAACACAGAUUGAAAUGCUGCUAAUCAUUUAAAAGUUGUUUUAACAAAAGCUAUCCAAGUGGAGAAGUGGCUUGUACACGCAGCGCAAUUCAAAAAGGCUAUUUUUAAGUUCAACUACAGCCAUUAGCAAGUUUGAGCUGUGAACUCCUCUGUGUCCUACAGGCUAAAAUGGCAGGUGAACCAGUUAAUGUGAAUGAAUUUCAAGAGCUAGCUAAGCAAGCUCUUCCAAAGAUGUACUAUGACUUCUUUGCUGGAGGAGCUGAGGAUCAGUAUACACUAAAUGAAAAUAUUGAAGCAUUUCGUAGAAUCACUAUUCGGCCAAGAAUACUUGUUGAUGUGAGCAGGAUAGACAUGUCAACUGUUAUACUCGGUCACAAGACUUCGGCUCCUAUUAUGGUUGCCCCAACUUCCUCACAUCAGUUGGCACAUCCUGAAG